This is a messenger RNA of Geodia barretti, 202 nucleotides long. Lineage: Eukaryota; Metazoa; Porifera; Demospongiae; Tetractinellida; Geodiidae. The record is from the annotation of a GenBank genome assembly.
UUCCAGCUCCUAGUGUCAAUCUACGACGAAGAUGAUAGCAGUUCAGACGAUCACGUGGACGACGUAUACGCCGAACACAACCUCAGCCCUGGGGGCGCCAUCUCUGAGACAGAAUACGUAGGUCACCGUGGCAACUCUCGUAUGGCCUUCUCCUUUGAACUCGCCUGCAACCAAAACUUCUACGGUCAGUCCUGCGCCACGU